CCAUCCAAAGCCGCUGGAAGGACAGGAAGAAAUGGCUGAUGCCAUGGCUGAUGUCAUAGCUGAUACAAGACGGCUCUUCACCAAACCUCAAAACUUAAAUGACGCGUAUGGACCCCCAAGUAACUUUCUCGAGAUUGAUGUGGCCAACCCUGAGACCGUCGGGGUUGGCAGAGGGAGAUAUACCACGUAUGAAGUCAGACUGAAGACCAACCUGCCAAUCUUUAAGCUGAAGGAGUCUCGUGUUCGGAGGCGAUACAGCGACUUUGAGUGGCUCAGAGCGGAACUGGAGAGAGAAAGCAAGGUGGUCGUACCGCCUCUCCCAGGAAAAGCUCUUUUCCGUCAGCUUCCAUUUAGAGGGGACGAUGGCAUAUUUGAUGACUCUUUCAUCGAGGAGCGGAGGCAGGGUCUAGAGCAGUUUCUCAACAAAGUGGCCGGGCACCCUCUAGCUCAGAACGAGCGCUGUCUGCACAUCUUUCUACAGGAAGAGUCUGUGGACAAGAGCUACACCCCUUCCAAAGUCAGACAAGCCUGAUUGGGAAAGAUGGCUCUGCUCGGCCCGGUCUGGCUCGGUCUGUCUCGGUCACGCUCCGUCUGGCUUGGCCCAACAACCCAAAGCUGUCUUCACUGCUCCAGGUUUCUCUCAAACAAUAAACACUUCAGUGACAAUUUUCCCCCUUUUCAAGCCCCUUAAAGUACUAUCAGUCUUUUAGUUGAAUUAUUCUGAUCGAUAUGUGUUUUCACCUUCUAAUUAAAGUCAAGAAUGUUCUUCACAACUGUGGUUGAAAAUGAUUUAUCGUUAAUUCUCUAUAUGUCCUGGAAUGCCACUAAAUGAUAUUAUGUAUUUAUCCUUUAGAUAAGUCCUAAAUAUAGUCAUCUAUACAUUAACAUUGAAUGAGCUUUCCAUUGCAGAGCUCUUGUCAUGACCCACAGCGUUCCCCUGGCAUGUUGCUCACUGUAACUUGCAACUAAACGCGCACAGACACACACUCAACAUCCCUUGACUUUCAAACCACACACAGCUGUUGUCUUAAAAAGGAUGUGUGUGCAUGUGUGUGUUUGUUACUCAACCAGCACCUCCCUAAUUAUCACAAUAUUUUCUAUUGCAAACAAUUUACACAGAGGGAACUGCAGUAUUUCUACUGGCUAUAUGCAUUUUGAGAUUUGUAUACUGCUGUGCCAUUUUUGUUUAUUUUGAAGAUUUUCCAAUAAAACAGGUGAAAUGUCUCCACGCAUAGGUGCAUUUGUUGAUUCGGAGUGCUCCCUUUCUCCUGCAAACCCCGACGGAUGGAGGGUGAUGUGCUGCAUGCUGCCACAGUCGGUUAAGCUCAACUCAUCACCACAUUAGUUAUUCAGUAAAUACAGGCCGAGAUGUCCAUUACGAAGAUGUUUAUGGCUAUUCAGAGAGCUUGUGAAUCAGCCCUGAGAAUUUUAAGCUUCUCCUGAGAUAAGAUUUCAUGCUUCAAUCAUGCAGGACUGACAUAAGUCAUGCUUAAUAGGUUUGUACUACCUGCCACCAAAUUGCAUCAAACAGGAGAUUUAGAUCUUAUACAGGAACUUGUUGUUUAAAGGAAAGUCUUAAUUCCUGCUUUAAUUUAAAAUGCUUUAGCAAUCGGCAUGCUUAGCCCUAAUUAUAAAGUAUUAAUAGAAGGUAUUUUUGACACUGUUGAUACUGUUCACA
Menidia menidia (Atlantic silverside) is the source of this 1678-nucleotide messenger RNA. The record is from the annotation of a GenBank genome assembly. NCBI's taxonomy places the organism in Eukaryota, Metazoa, Chordata, Actinopteri, Atheriniformes, Atherinopsidae.